Molecule: messenger RNA, 1548 nt
Organism: Sebastes umbrosus (honeycomb rockfish)
Lineage: Eukaryota; Metazoa; Chordata; Actinopteri; Perciformes; Sebastidae
Gene: gpx2
Product: glutathione peroxidase 2
Exons: 2
Biological process (GO): response to oxidative stress
Molecular function (GO): glutathione peroxidase activity
Source: RefSeq, a predicted model, not a curated record
UCGAGAUCCCGUCUGCCUCCAGUGAGGAAACACAGGAGUUGAGAUGACGUUCAUCGCCAAGGCCUUCUACGACCUGAGAGCCACCUCGCUGGAGGGAGAUAAGGUGGAUUUCAACGUGUUUCGGGGACGGGUGGUCCUGAUAGAGAAUGUGGCCUCGCUCUGAGGCACCACCACCCGGGACUUCAGCGAGCUCAACCAGCUUCAGAGCAAGUACCCCCAUCGGCUGGUGGUCCUGGGUUUUCCCUGUAACCAGUUUGGAUAUCAGGAGAACUGCGGCAAUGGUGAAAUCCUAAAUUCCCUGCAGCAUGUGCGGCCCGGCGGCGGCUUUCAGCCCAACUUUACCAUCUUUGAGAAGUGUGACGUCAACGGGACGAACACACACCCGGUCUUUGCCUAUCUUAAAGACAAGCUCCCUUAUCCGGAUGACGACCCCACCUCCCUCAUGCAGGACCCCAGAUUUCUGGUUUGGAGUCCCAUCAGCAGGAGGGACGUCUCCUGGAACUUUGAGAAAUUCCUCAUCGGGCCAGAGGGAGAGCCCUUUAAAAGAUACAGCAAAAAGUUCCCCACCAUUGACAUAGAGCCCGACAUUCAAAGACUGUUAAGAUUAACCAAGACCUAAGAAUAGCCUCCACCUCUUAAUGACUUCUCAUCCAUCACAGUCAAAGCUGAUAUGCUGUCCUCCACACUUUUAAGCCUUAUUAAAUGAGGGUGAUAUUCUGAAAAGCUGAGGGAAUAUUAUCUGAGGCCUCAUAAGUGCUUAAGAGUCGUGGAGGAAUAAAUUCAAUACAUGUAAAAUUAAUUCUACAAUAUAUCACUUGAAAAGCAUAUUUGCAUGUCCUUUUUCAGCCUGGCCAGCAGAUGGUGCUACUGAUUUGAUCAUGCACAUAGAUAACUUCUGUCAUGCUUUUAUGAAUUAACAUUCAUCACACACACACACACUCACGAAAUGUUUGCACUGGAAUAAAACCCUAAAAAACAAUAUUCUCUCUCGCUGCUGUAUCUUCUUUUAAUUGGACCAUAUAACCAGUGAAGCACCUGCUAUAAAGAUGUGUGCCUCUGAUGCAAGGUUGACAAAAAUAGAUGCUAUCAUGUCUGAAACAGCUCUGUGUAGGCACAAUAAUGAGGUUUGAAAUACAGUGGGAUGAUUGUGGAAUUAUAAUGCUCGCUGUCAUUGCACAUUAAAAAGCUUGCAGGCCGUUCCACUGCAUUAUGAAUCUUCUAUCCUGCUGAGUCAUUCUUUAUUUGUUGAGAUCUUCUUUCUCCACCAAUUCACAAGAUCUACAUUUUCCAAGUAAGAUCUGCUGACACCAGUAGCCUACACAGCAGCAGGAAUGCUUUACUACCACAGUGACACUUGAAGACAAGCCCUAAAUCAUGCAUUUAGAAGAGCAUCGGCCUUGCCACUGUGUAAUGAGCUCUUAUCCAGCUUUAAUUUCCUAUGCACAGUGUGCAUUGUUUGCAAGGUCUGCAGAUUAGCUGUGGAUUUCCUGCACAUCCACAUCAGCCGAUGAUGUCAGAGCCACAGGCUACACAGGCCAGGCAGCGCCG